AUGUUGCACUUUGCCACAGUGCUGGGCCCCAAAUGGACCAUCGUGUUAUUCACCAUCGAGGAGCACUGGGUGGUGCCCUCGUCGCCGGCAUUCCAUCGCGCCCUUGACGAGCGCCGCAUCAAUGUCCGCUUCCUCCCGCCUAACACUGCGCUUAGCGAUAGCCAGUCGGUCUCGCGCUUCCUCACUAAGCCGUGGAUAUGGGAGCAGGUGCAGAUCGCCCGCCGCAUUCUGCUCUUCCAGACCGACAGCAUCGUCUGCUCCAAGGCCGAGGCCGCUAUCGACGACUUUCUACAGUACGACUUCAUCGGUGCGCCUAUCAGCCCCGAGUUCGGGGUGGGCUAUAAUGGCGGGCUAUCGAUCCGCAACCCGAAGCUCUUCCUUAAUAUCACCCGGGACGCUAGCUUCGACACGAGUGGCAUAGGCUUCGAGGACCAGUGGUUUUACACUGAAUCUAAGGCCCGCGAGGCUAAUGGGGUUAACCUCCCAGACGAGGCCGUUGCAAAGACGUUUGCCGUCGAGACGAUUUACUACGAGACGCCGCUCGGCUAUCACCAGCCGACAAGGUGGCAACCUGAUCAUAUAGAGGCUAUCGAGCAGUACUGUCCCGAGGUGAAGAUGCUUACUGGCCGACGAGCUAUCUAA
Hirsutella rhossiliensis is the source of this 642-nucleotide messenger RNA. RefSeq names its product putative formate dehydrogenase protein. Lineage: Eukaryota; Fungi; Ascomycota; Sordariomycetes; Hypocreales; Ophiocordycipitaceae. The transcript has a single exon. Bases 1 to 642 code for a protein of 213 amino acids. The record is from RefSeq and is a predicted model, not a curated record.